CCCUACAGCCCGGUGCUCAGACGGUCUGCCAAAUCCCGAAGCAGAAGUCCAUACUCAUCUAGGCAUUCAAGGUCUCGUAGCAGGCACAGAUUGUCUAGAUCCCGGAGUCGUCAUUCUAGCAUUUCUCCUAGCACACUGACUCUGAAGAGUAGCCUGGCUGCCGAGUUGAACAAGAAUAAAAAAGCACGAGCUGCAGAGGCGGCACGAGCUGCAGAGGCAGCAAAAGCUGCAGAAGCUGCCAAGGCUGCAGAGGCAGCUGCAAAAGCUGCAAAAGCCUCCAACACCUCUACACCAACCAAGGGGAACACUGAAACUGGAGCCAGUUCAUCACAAACCAACCACGUGAAGGAUGUGAAGAAACUUAAAACCGAGCAUGCGCCUUCUCCCUCAAGUGGUGUGACUUUAAAAAAUGACAAGGCAAAAACAAAGCCACCUCUUCAGGUAACAAAGGUAGACAAUAAUUUGAUUGUAGAUAAAGCCACCAAGAAAACAGCUGUAGUUGGAAAAGAGAGUAAAUCUGCUGCUACGAAGGAGGAACCAGUAUCUCUCAAAGAGAAAACCAAACCACUGACCCCAAGCAUUGGAGCCAAGGAGAAGGAGCAACAUGUGACUUUAGUGACCUCUACACUCCCACCCUUACCAUUGCCUCCUAUGCUGCCUGAAGAUAAAGAUGCUGAUAGCUUAAGAGGAAAUAUUUCUGUAAAAGCAGUUAAAAAAGAAGUAGAAAAGAAACUCCGAUGUCUACUUGCUGAUUUACCACUGCCCCCUGAACUACCAGGAGGAGAUGAUCUUUCCAAGAGUCCAGAGGAAAAGAAAACUGCAACGCAGUUGCAUAGUAAACGGAGACCUAAAAUAUGUGGGCCUCGCUAUGGUGAAAUCAAAGAAAAAGAUAUUGACUGGGGAAAACGCUGCGUGGAUAAAUUUGAUAUCAUCGGAAUUAUUGGAGAAGGUACUUACGGACAAGUUUACAAGGCCAGGGAUAAAGACACUGGAGAAAUGGUAGCCUUAAAAAAAGUACGUCUGGAUAAUGAAAAAGAAGGCUUUCCAAUCACAGCAAUUCGAGAAAUUAAAAUUCUCCGACAGCUUACCCACCAGAGUAUUAUCAAUAUGAAGGAAAUAGUGACUGAUAAAGAAGAUGCUUUGGAUUUUAAGAAGGACAAAGGUGCAUUUUAUCUGGUGUUUGAGUACAUGGACCAUGACCUGAUGGGACUGCUGGAAUCAGGCUUGGUUCAUUUUAAUGAAAAUCACAUCAAGUCAUUUAUGAGACAGCUCAUGGAAGGUCUAGAUUAUUGUCAUAAGAAGAACUUUUUGCAUAGAGAUAUUAAAUGUUCAAAUAUCCUUCUAAACAAUAGAGGGCAGAUAAAACUUGCAGAUUUUGGACUUGCUCGUUUAUAUAGCUCAGAAGAAAGUCGACCAUAUACUAACAAGGUCAUCACUUUAUGGUACCGCCCACCUGAGCUGCUGUUAGGAGAAGAACGAUAUACACCAGCUAUUGAUGUUUGGAGCUGUGGAUGUAUACUUGGUGAACUCUUCACUAAAAAACCUAUAUUUCAAGCAAAUCAGGAACUUGCACAACUAGAAUUAAUAAGCCGUAUAUGUGGGAGUCCGUGUCCAGCAGUGUGGCCUGAUGUAAUCAAGCUACCAUAUUUCAACACUAUGAAACCAAAGAAGCAAUAUCGCCGAAAGUUAAGAGAAGAGUUUGUUUUCAUUCCUGCAGCUGCACUAGACUUAUUUGAUUACAUGCUCGCCUUGGAUCCUAGUAAGCGCUGCACUGCUGAGCAGGCUCUCCAGUGUGAAUUUCUGCGAGAUGUUGAGCCCUCAAAAAUGCCUCCACCAGACCUUCCUUUAUGGCAAGAUUGUCAUGAGUUAUGGAGUAAAAAGCGAAGAAGACAGAAGCAGAUGGGCAUGACUGAUGAUGUUUCCACCAUUAAGGCUCCCAGAAAGGACUUGUCUCUGGGUUUGGACGACAGCAGAACUAAUACACCACAAGGUGUGCUGCCAGCUACACAGCUAAAAUCUCAGGGCAACUCAAAUGUAGCACCUGUAAUAACAGGCCCCGGACAGCAGUUAAACCACAGUGAAUUGGCAAUUCUACUAAACCUACUACAGUCUAAAACAAGUAUUAAUAUGGCUGAUUUUGUGCAAGUGUUGAACAUUAAGGUAAACUCUGAGACUCAACAGCAACUAAAUAAAAUAAACCUUCCUGCUGGAAUUUUGGCAACAGGUGAAAAACAGACAGAUCCAUCAACACCACAGCAGGAGUCUUCGAAACCAUUGGGAGGAAUUCAGCCUUCUUCUCAGACUGUCCAGCCGAAAGUGGAGACUGAUGCUGCCCAGGCUGCUGUGCAGAGUGCAUUUGCAGUUCUGUUGACUCAGUUAAUAAAGGCUCAGCAGUCAAAGCAGAAAGAUGUGCUACUAGAAGAGAGGGAAAAUGGUUCGGGAUAUGAUACAUCACAACUCAGGCCACCUCCAGAACCUAGCACACCUGUAUCGGGGCAAGAUGACCUCAUCCAGCACCAAGAUAGAAGGAGAUUGGAGCUAACACCAGAGCGACCUCGGAUUUUGCCUCCUGAUCAACGACCUCCGGAGCCUCCUGAACCACCACCAGUCACCGAGGAAGAUCUGGAUUAUCGGACAGAAAACCAGCAUGUACCUACUACUAGUUCUUCAUUAACUGACCCUCAUGCUGGAGUGAAAGCAGCCCUGUUACAGCUUCUUGCUCAGCAUCAGCCCCAGGAUGAGCCCAAACGAGAAGGUGGUAUUGAUUAUCCAGCAGGAGACACUUACGUCCCCACUUCAGACUACAAGGAUAGCUUUGGAACAUCAUCUUUCUCCUCUGCUCCUUAUGUUAGCAGUGAUGGUCUAGGAAGUAGUUCUGCUGCACCAUUGGAACGACGUAGCUUCAUUGGAAACUCAGAUAUCCCGUCUUUGGAUAACUACAGUACUGCUUCAUCUCAUUCUGGUGGUCCACCUCAGCCUUCUGCCUUUUCUGAGUCAUUUCCUAGUUCUGUAGCUGGAUAUGGAGACAUUUACCUCAAUGCUGGUCCCAUGUUGUUUAGUGGAGACAAGGACCACAGAUUUGAGUACAGCCAUGGUCCUAUUGCCGUUCUGGCAAACAGCAGUGACCCUUCCACAGGGCCAGAGAGUACUCAUCCUUUGCCAGCAAAGAUGCACAACUAUAACUAUGGUGGUAAUUUACAGGAAAAUCCAGGUGGCCCAAGCCUCUUGCAUGGGCAGACCUGGACGUCCCCUGCCCAAGGCCCUGGAUAUUCACAAGGAUACAGGGGACACAUCAGCACAUCAGCUGGCAGAGGUCGAGGCAGAGGGUUACCAUAUUGAGUAUCUGUUUUUCCUCAGGCACAUCAUUUUUAUCUGGAAAGACUUUCUAGCUGCAAUUUAAAGCAGCAAUCCAAGAGACUUGAAUAAUAUUAAUUCAACAACAGCUUUAUUUUUAUGUGGAAAAGGGUCUUGCAUACAAUAGUUUAAAGAAACUUUGCUUAAAUUCAUGCUGUUCUUAAAAUUAGAUCUAUUGAUUGUACAUCUUCACAAAUUCUAGUUAACAAUUUUAUUUUGUAUUCUUGCAGUUUUAAGUGGAUGCUAAUCUUAGGGACAUAAGCUUUUUAUGGCCCUCUUGCAAAUCUUCUGAACUAUGCACAUUUGUGCUUUUUUUGUAAGUUUGGACCAACUUUUAUGUAACAACAACCCAUCCCUGCCCCCCUCCAGUUUUACAACAAUCAGAAAGGGCACUGAUUUAUUUGGUAUUUUUCUUUUUACAAAGCUACCUUUAGUCAAAGGUCACUGUCCGUCUUUGCACCUGCUUUCAGUGUUAUUGUGAAAGGUGUACUUUGUGCUCAUUUCAGAAAAUAAAACACAACCUUUCUCUUGAUGCAACAGUUUUAUAAAAAAAAAAAAUGGUCAACGUUAUUUUUGUUUUGUUUUAUGAUUACCAUAGCCUAGCAAAAUGCAUUCAAAUGAAAUAGUGGGUUUUAUAUGAAAAAUAUGGGUGGGGUGGGGAGGGCUAAGUAAGUGCCUUAACAGGUAAGCUUAAGGUCUGAAAAGCAGUUUACACCCAUUUGUCUUUUAAAGGGAAUCAAUGCAUUGUAUUAAAGACGUAGGAGGCUCUCAAGUUUUUAGGGGCUGCCUGUUCAGUUCGUUACGUCCAUUCCCUCUGCCUGUUAGACUGUCUCCUUUUCUGCCUGUCUUUGGGCUGUGUCAACUUUUACUGUUACCUUCUCCUUUUAGGGGACUGAAAGCAAAGAAAGGGAGUAGAACUGUAACCAGUAUCUUCUGUCACUUCUGAGAAGUUCUAAAAUGUUUUUUCAUUUCAUGGUUGAAAGUAGUAGCUACAUGAGAAUUUUAGAGUAGUGUUUUCUUUUAGGCUGCCACAUUGUUUCCACUUGGAGGAUGAGUUCAGAAGCAAGAAUUAAUAACAGAUUUUACAUAAGUUUGUUAAACUUUAAGGAAGGGGGGGUGGCAAACACAGUAUUUAAGUUUUUCAAUUGCCAUUUUAAGAAAAAGUCAAGUUGUUAACUAGAAACAUUGCCUAGAUUGAAUUUAUUAAAGCAAACAAAAAGAAAACAGAUAAAACCUUUUAUUUUCCUUCCCCUCAUCUUUAUAAAGUUUAUUAUGGCUUCUGCUAGACUUUUUCAUUAAAAGUAAAAAAAGAAAUUGGAAUAGCCUUCAUUUAAACUGUAAUAUUGUCAAGUUUCAAGUUUUAAUACACACACAAUUAGAAUAUUCUGGAAAGGAACCAAAGGUAAUUAACCAGUAUAUCCAUCAUCAUUAAGUGGAAAAAUAGGCUCUGUAAAUUUAAAGUUGUGCCAAUUAACCACUUUGCUUUAACUGUUCUGGUAACUUACUUUUUAUUGGAGUCUUAAACUGGAACAACUGUUAUAGAAUGAAGAUUGCUCCAGGUCUAAAAGCCAUGCUCUCUGUUUCUCUGAUUUAUGAACCUGCACUUCAAAACAGAAUAUGGAAAACAUUACAGUUUGGUAACAAUAAGAAUAUGUUAAGGUGCAUAAGUUACCAUUUUACUAGUACAAAAUGAGUUGAUGUUAGUUGCCCAUUUUAUUUUUUGAUGUAAUGUUUUGUUUGGGGGAGAAAGAUGAAUGGAAAAUAAUUGUUUUUAUUUGAAUGAGUACUAACAACUUAAAACUACAUUACAAGAAGUGAAGAAAUAUUUUGAAAUUUAGUAAAAUAGCUAUAGUAUUCAAGUUUCUGAAAUUUUAAUAUGGUGAGUCGUAGAGCUUUAGACUUUCUUAUAAGUGACAGUAAGUUAUUCUUAAUAGUCACACCUGAUAAUUCUGCUGACCAUAAGCAGCUAACCUAAAUUUUAAAAUAUUUAUGUGACAUGAAUAGCCUGUGUUUUUAAAAUUAAAUAUUUUAUAUAAAAGUGAACUGUGUUUGGAUAGUUUUUCUAAUUAAGCACUUCAGUUAUGCAUUUAUGUUGGGAGAGUGGGAAGACAAGGAGAUUGUUGGCUUUGAAAUGAAAAAUUUGAACUAUACCUUCAGUCUUAAAGACAACAUUGUUUGUUAGCCAUACUAAUAUUUUUUGUACCACUUAGAAGAAAAAAGUGUUGCCUGUUAAACCAUAAUACAAUGCUGAGUCUGUCAAUUGUAAAAUAAUCCUAGAUUCAAAGGUAUUUAUAUUAAAGAAUAUAUCUUAAAAUUGAAAUGUGGUAGUAAAAAAAAAUCUUAAUGCAGGCCUCCAUAAUAUUUAAUUCAGUGAAUUUGGAUUAAUAAAAAGAGUGGGGUUGGGAAAUCACUAAUUCUUUAGCUUAUAAUGACUACAGCAAUCACUGGGUAUGUUUUAGUGAAAUCUGAAGAGUGUAAAAUACUGCGUAAGGUCUUUUGGAAAGAAGUGGGUAAGUCAGAUUGCAAGUAAGAUGAAAUUAGAAAAGUUUGACCUGUGUAAAGGAGAAAAUAUUUAUCUUCUCCCAUGUGAAAUUCCAUUUUGUAUUUCCUGACACAGCAAAUUCUGCAUACAACUGAAUGUGGUUCCCAAAUCUUCAUUUUCUGUUGGGGAUUUGAAGUUUUAAGUUACCGAUUCAAAUAAUUUAUGAAGUGUGAAUUACUUUAGCUGUAAUUCAGCAUUUCGUCGCUGGCAGCAAUGAUAUAUUAAUUGCCUACCAUGUGCUAGGUAUUAUUGUAGUCCUUGGGUUACACCAGUAAACAGGAAUACUGUUAAAUGAUCUAGAAGGCUGGCAGCAAAGUUUUAAGAUGUCUGGAGAAGCUAGCAGCAUCUGCUACUCUGAGCUAUCUCUAAAUUAUACUUAAGUGUAUAAAAGAAUGGAAAUUUGAGUGUAAAAACUUAAACUGAAACUUGAAUAGGGAGAUAAGGUUUUGAGAGGAAUUAGAACUGGAAUUCGGUAAUGAAAAAAUUUUAAGUUGAAUUUGGCUAAUUGGUAAUAGACUGACAAAUAACCAGUAUUAUUCAAGAAAAACAAAAAGGAUAUGGGUUAAAUGCCUCCAAACUCUCAUAACUGGUACUUGUAAGUUAAGAUUUUGGUGUAUUUGGUAUAAGCUCUGUCCAGUUUUGAUUUAUUUUAGCCCUAGGCUUAAGUAAAGCUAAAUACAAACGUACAUGUCUAGUGAUACCCUUGGAUAAUGGUUUUGGUAUUUUUAAAAGUCUGAACAGGAUAUACCAAUACAUAAAAGUGUAAUAUGGUCAGUCUCCUCACUAUGCAGCUAAUAAAAAUGAGGUUUAGGAUUUUGGGACCUUUUUAGGACAACUGGAUUGCCAGUGUUUGUUCCUGAGUCAUUAUCUAGCUUAAUGGUAAAGUUGCAUUAAUAACCUGACAAGUGUUACAGUAAAGUUAAAUUAUUAAAUGCAGACUAUCAGACUAAUAACACUAGUAGCUUUUAAAAAGCUUAUUUAAGACGAAGUAUGAUUCUAAUUCAGAAAAAUAAAAUUAAAAUUUUAGGAAAUUAGUAAUGUGUAGGGACUGUUCAUUUCACAUAUUGGAUUGAUUAUUUUCCUGCAGUUCUGGAGAUCCAGUAGCCCUUUUAAAUAUUUAAAAUUUUGAGACAGGGUUUCAGUAAAUUGGCUAUACUGGCUUCACACAAUUCUUCCCUUCCUUCUUCCUUCAGUCUCUUCUGUCCUGGGAUUGAACCCAGGAGUACUGUACCACUAUAUCCCCAAUCCUUUUUAGUUUUUAUAUUGGGACAGCAUCACCCUAACUUGCCCAGGCAGGCUUCAGACUUUGAUCUUCCUGCCUGUGCCUCAGCCUGCCUGCCUACUAGCUGAGAUUCUCUUUGUGCCCAGCUUUUGAUAGUGUUUUAAAAGAAGUUCCUGGGACUGGAGGUGUGGCUCAGUGGUACAGUGCUCCUAACAAGCUCAAGGCCUUAGUUUCCAUUCUUAGCAAAAAAAAAAAA
Fukomys damarensis (Damara mole-rat) is the source of this 7374-nucleotide messenger RNA. RefSeq names its product cyclin dependent kinase 13 (gene Cdk13). Gene Ontology annotation, molecular function: ATP binding; RNA polymerase II CTD heptapeptide repeat kinase activity; cyclin binding. The annotation marks the transcript as partial. Gene Ontology annotation, biological process: transcription elongation by RNA polymerase II; protein phosphorylation; positive regulation of transcription elongation by RNA polymerase II. The record is from RefSeq and is a predicted model, not a curated record. Gene Ontology annotation, cellular component: cyclin/CDK positive transcription elongation factor complex; nucleus. The transcript has 14 exons. Lineage: Eukaryota; Metazoa; Chordata; Mammalia; Rodentia; Bathyergidae.